GGAAACGUUUUCCGAGCAAGCCAGCUUCAAAUCUCGCGCGACGUAGUGGGAGGAGAGAUCGUCGGCAGCAACAUGGCGGCUGGGCUGCUGGCUGGAUAUGUUGGUCACAGAGUUACCUAAAAUGUGAAAGGGAGCGGCAUGAGUCCGGUGGGGGAAAUCUUAAAGCAAGGAGUAAAUCCCAGUUCUGUUGAAGGGUCAUGAGGACUUGAAACGUCAACUGUGCUCUUCUCCGCCGAUGCUGCCAGAUCUGCUGAGUUUUUCCAGUUGUCUGUGAAGGAAGAAUUUCGGAUUUAAAAAAAAUGAGUGGUGGACUGGCGCCAAGCAAAAGCACAGUAUAUGUAUCCAACUUGCCAUUUUCACUGACGAACAGUGAUCUGCACAAGAUUUUUUCCAAGUAUGGCACAGUGGUCAAAGUUACAGUAUUGAGGGAUAAAGAUUCCAGGAAAAGCAAAGGUGUGGCGUUUGUUCUGUUUCUGGAUAGAGAAUCAGCGUAUAACUGUACCAGGGCACUUAACAACAAGCAAUUGUUUGGCAGAACAGUGAAGGCGAGUAUUGCAGUUGACAAUGGAAGAGCUUCUGAAUUCAUCAGAAGACGUAAUUACACUGACAAAUCCAGAUGCUAUGAAUGUGGCGAUUAUGGCCAUUUGAGCUAUGCUUGCCCAAAAAAUAUGCUUGGAGAGCGAGAACCUCCCAAAAAGAAAGAGAAAAAGAAAAAGAAAAAAAUCAGUGAACCUGAAGAAUUAGAGGAGGAGGAGCAGCAGGAAGAAAGUGCAGAUGAAGGAGAAGACCCUGCCCUCGAUAGCUUGAGCCAAGCUAUUGCUUUCCAGCAAGCAAAAAUUGAGGAGGAAGAACUUAGACGUAAACAGACUGCUGGUGAUGCAAGUGAAUGUUCAACAUCUGAACUGUCGAAACGUCCACGAAUAAAAAAGAGUGCAUAUUUCAGUGAUGAAGAGGAACUGAGUGAUUAGAUAUUGAUUUAUGUAACAAUGAGGAGUACAAAUGUAUUUAAAUUGGGAACUGGUGUUAAAAAUAAAGUCCAGAUUAUUUUAGACCACAGUUUGAGGCUCUCAUGAAGUACCGACAAGCAUUACAAAUAUGUGGACUGGAUAUUUUGAUACUUUUUGUAAUACUUGAGCUUUUCUUUUUAAAUGCAUCCUUUAUUCAGUCAUUUACUCGAAAUUAAGUCCUCCACACAGUGGAGGGAUUGUGAAGAUACAUGCAGACAGCUUUCAACUCAAAUCACUGCACAAGUCUCUGCACAGUAAAAGCUCCUGAACAGGCUGUUUUUGUCUGUUGUAGCCGUAGUUAACUACUGACUGAGAGCUUUCGUGGGCCAUGGACUGAAAUUCCAGUCCGUUAUGGCCACAAUCAUAGAGGCAUUGGUUAUAAUCUGGGCAAAAUUGUUUUCAUCCCCUUGGAGAAAUAAUUCUUUACAUUUUAAGUAUGUAAACAAAGCAAAUUUGUUUCAUCAUUCGAAUAAAUGGAAGGGGAAAUUAAUUUUCAUUCAAAAUCACAGUUCCAAUGUUUUAAAAUAUGAAGGAGGAUAUUGUAUAGUUGUCAUAAUUAUAGAUUCUUUUCCCAUUUAUCAUAGUUUUCCCAAAUUAGUUAGCUAUGAUGUAUCAGUCAGCGAUUCUCAGUUGGUUCUGAUGACAUUAGGAAUGAAUAACAAGGACUCUCAAAACUUAGGAUUGUGGGAAGGCAAAGCGCCUUCCGAGCUCUUCCCUUGUUCCAACAAUUUGAAUAGUUCGUUCUCACUCUACUACAUAAUUAUAAUUGACUAUGAACUCUGAGGUCACUGUGAUUUCCCUUUAAUGCAUCGCAAAUGUAGUCCAUUCAAUUUUAAUGGAAUUUUUCUUUUUUUUAGUUUUUGCUUUAGUAAUCCUGCAGUCCAAUUACUGGAUUGUAUCUUUAAACUGUUAAUAGUUAUUCACAUUGUAUUUUUACUGUUAAUUGUUGCAUUUCAUAUGUCACAUAUUUGGCUCAACUAUCUAUGAAAGCAAAAUCAAAAUACUCCAGAAAUCUAAAAUAAAAACAGAAAAUGCUGGAAAUACUCAGCAGGUCAGGUAGCACCUGCGGAGAGAGAAACACAGUUAACAUUUCAAGUCAAUUUACUUUUCAUUAAAACUUCUGUAUGAAAGCUUUGAACCCAUGUAUCACGAUUUCAGAGUUAAACAUUGCUUUUCAGAGAGAAUGGCUGUUAUUCCAUGGUGUUUUACCCUGAUCUUGAGCUGGAAAGUUGCAAGUGGCUUCCAAACUGGAAUUUUCCCCACCAGUCAUGGAACACUGACUUCAGGAUCCGUCUCUGACAGUAACUUGACUUUGUGGACUAAACACAGUUGUAUUCAACUUACAGCACAUUGGCCAUUUGCAACCUAUAAGCCCUGAUAGAUUGGCCCACAAACGCUUUAUUUGUACAUGCAUUUCUUACUUGCUGGUAUAUGCUUUUAAUUUCAUGGGUCUGGUAGUUUAGAAAGGGCUGUUCUUGAUACUAUUGUCUCAUUUGGUAAAUAAAUACAUAAUUAGAAUACCAACAAUCAUUUCUAUCCACUGCCUGAGAUAUGUAUAAAUUAAUGGUGAUAGUAAUUCACCCUUUAAAAGAUAGCUGCAAUGAUCUAAAUUUUGUAUCUAAGCAGCCUACAAAGACAAAAAGCUUGAUGCUCCUGCCUUAAAGGGACAGAUCUGCUUAAACAUAACUCCAGCUUAGCAGUGGAAUAAUAUAUUGUGGGUUAUAUGUGUGAAUACUUAUGUUGUUGUAAAGCAGUGCAUCAUCCGACUUGCCAUGAGAAAUUCUAUGGAAGAUCAGCUGGUGCAUGUAAAUAAAAAAAAUCAACUGGA
Carcharodon carcharias (great white shark) is the source of this 2835-nucleotide messenger RNA. It is a transcript of the gene zcrb1, whose product is annotated as zinc finger CCHC-type and RNA binding motif 1. Lineage: Eukaryota; Metazoa; Chordata; Chondrichthyes; Lamniformes; Lamnidae. Gene Ontology annotation, cellular component: U12-type spliceosomal complex. Gene Ontology annotation, molecular function: RNA binding; zinc ion binding. The coding region runs from base 300 to 968 and encodes 222 amino acids. The record is from RefSeq and is a predicted model, not a curated record. Gene Ontology annotation, biological process: mRNA splicing, via spliceosome. The transcript has 9 exons.